CAUGUAUUCCAGUUUAUUCUUUGACUUUGUGGUAGUGUGUGUAAUCGGCGCGCCGGCGUCUUUCGGUCAAUAAAAAUAUUAUCUGAUUUAAAUGUUUAUUAUAAUAUCAUACUUGAUAAAACAGAAAGUAUACAAGAAUUUGCGUUAUGAGUACAAAUACAAAAAGAACUAUUUACGUGGGAGGCUUAGCCGAAGAAGUUGAUGAAAAAGUACUGCACGCAGCAUUUAUACCUUUUGGGGAAAUUGUUGAUGUACAAAUACCAUUAGAUUAUGAAUCAGAAAAGCAUAGAGGAUUUGCUUUCAUUGAAUUUGAAAGUGCAGAAGAUGCAGCAGCAGCAAUUGAUAAUAUGAAUGAUUCUGAACUGUUUGGACGAACAAUCAGAGUAAACAUUGCAAAACCACAAAAAAUAAAAGAAGGUUCAUCAAAACCUGUUUGGGCUGAUGAUAUGUGGCUACAAGAGCAUGCAGGUGAAACACUUAAAAAUGAUGAUAAUUCAAAAUCAGGUGAUACAGUACAACCGAAAAAAGGAAAACAAAAUCCUCAAGUAUAUUUUGAUAUCAGUAUUGGAAAACAAGAAGUGGGUAGAAUUAUUAUGAUGCUAAGAGCUGAUAUUGUACCAAAAACUGCUGAAAAUUUCCGUGCUCUUUGUACCCAUGAAAAAGGAUAUGGUUAUCAAGGAAGUACUUUUCAUAGAAUUAUUCCAGAAUUUAUGUGUCAAGGAGGAGAUUUCACAAAUCAUAAUGGAACUGGAGGAAAAUCAAUUUAUGGAAAUAAAUUUGAUGAUGAGAACUUUGAGUUGAAACAUACAGGACCAGGUACAUUGUCAAUGGCAAAUUCUGGGCCAAAUACAAAUGGAUCGCAAUUUUUCAUCUGUACAGCACGUACAGAUUGGUUGGAUGGAAAACAUGUAGUAUUUGGACAUGUUCUUAGUGGUUUAGAUGUUUUAAAAAAAAUGGAAAAGUGUGGUGCAAAAUCAGGCACUCCUACUCAAAAAGUUGUUAUAACAGCUUGUGGAGAAUUGACUUAAAUAAAUCUUCUUUAGUAAUU
Molecule: messenger RNA, 1048 nt
Organism: Frieseomelitta varia
Lineage: Eukaryota; Metazoa; Arthropoda; Insecta; Hymenoptera; Apidae
Product: peptidyl-prolyl cis-trans isomerase E
Exons: 4
Coding region: 147-1028 (293 amino acids)
Biological process (GO): protein folding; protein peptidyl-prolyl isomerization
Cellular component (GO): intracellular membrane-bounded organelle
Molecular function (GO): peptidyl-prolyl cis-trans isomerase activity; RNA binding
Source: RefSeq, a predicted model, not a curated record